Molecule: messenger RNA, 465 nt
Organism: Strongyloides ratti
Lineage: Eukaryota; Metazoa; Nematoda; Chromadorea; Rhabditida; Strongyloididae
Product: Netrin domain and Proteinase inhibitor I35, tissue inhibitor of metalloproteinase family and Tissue inhibitor of metalloproteinases-like, OB-fold domain-containing protein
Exons: 2
Coding region: 1-465 (154 amino acids)
Biological process (GO): negative regulation of membrane protein ectodomain proteolysis; negative regulation of endopeptidase activity
Cellular component (GO): extracellular matrix
Molecular function (GO): protease binding; metalloendopeptidase inhibitor activity
Source: RefSeq, a predicted model, not a curated record
AUGAAUAAAAUCAUUUUAUUGCUUCUUUUUAUUUCAACUCUUUUUCAAAUAGCAUAUAACUGUUCAUGUGAAUAUGAGAAACCAAUGGAUUCAAUGUGUAAAGCAGAUUUUAUUUCAUAUGUACAUGUGAAAGGUGUUACUCGUCUUAAAAAUGCUUAUGGUAUACCUUAUAAACAAAGUAGGCGUGGAAUUAGGUAUUAUGUAGAUCAUUUGGAAGUUUUUAAAAUGCCACGCAAGAUGAUACCUUCACAUCGUAUUUAUACACCAUCUAAUGCUCAACUUUGUGGAAUGUCAAACUUGAAAAAAGGUGAUAAAAUUUAUCUUAUGGGAAAAAUAGAAAAGAAAAAAACAUUUUUAAUAAGUAUAUGUCAUAGCGUAAACUUUCAUUCAAUGAUAAAAGGUAAAAUUUCAGAGAAAGAUCUUCAAAUAUUAAGAAAGAAAAGUUACGAACCAUGCGAAGAAUAA